Molecule: messenger RNA, 5440 nt
Organism: Chelonia mydas (Green sea turtle)
Lineage: Eukaryota; Metazoa; Chordata; Testudines; Cheloniidae
Gene: CTDSP1
Product: CTD small phosphatase 1
Exons: 7
Coding region: 257-1039 (260 amino acids)
Molecular function (GO): RNA polymerase II CTD heptapeptide repeat phosphatase activity
Source: RefSeq, a predicted model, not a curated record
AGAAAUUUGUGAAGAGGAAACUCCAUGUUGUAACAAAGUUUCCUCCGCGGGCGUCUCUUUCUCUCUCCCCCUUUUUUGUUUUUUCUCUCCCCCCCCCCCCGUUUCCCCCUCCCCCUUUUUUCCUUUUUUUGGGGGGGGCAAUUUCCCCCCCCCUCCCCGCCGCCCGGGCCGCCCCCGAAGUAACUCCUGGAGGCUCGGAGCGCGGCGGGAGGAGCCGGCGGAGGAGGGACCCCCCCCAGCCAACCCUUCUGGUCUAAUGGACAGUCAGUCCAUCAUCACCCAGGUUAGCAAGGAAGAGGUGAACACCCCUCUGCAGGAGAAAGGUGCUCCCAGGCCAUCGCCGUCCAAGAAGCCCCGGAACCGCAGCAUCUUCCAGUCCCUCUUCUGCUGCCUCUGCCAUGACGCCUCGGACCCCGUCCCGGUCAACAACAACGCCCCGCUGCUGGUGGAGGAGAACGGCGUCGUGCCCAAGGCCGCUGUCAAGUACCUCCUGCCCGAGAUCAAACCCCAGGACGCCAGCAAGCUGUGCGUGGUCAUCGACCUGGACGAGACACUGGUGCACAGCUCCUUCAAGCCCGUGAACAACGCCGACUUCAUCAUCCCUGUCGAGAUUGACGGCAUCAUGCACCAGGUGUACGUGCUGAAACGCCCGUACGUGGACGAGUUCCUGCAACGCAUGGGCGAGCUCUUCGAGUGCGUGCUCUUCACCGCCAGCCUGGCCAAGUACGCGGAUCCCGUGGCCGACCUGCUGGACAAGUGGGGAGCUUUCCGGGCCCGCCUCUUCCGCGAGUCCUGCGUCUUCCACCGCGGCAACUACGUCAAGGAUCUGAGCCGUCUGGGCCGGGACCUGAGCCGCAUCCUCAUCGUGGACAACUCCCCCGCCUCCUACGUCUUCCACCCCGACAAUGCGGUGCCGGUGGCGUCGUGGUUCGAUAACAUGGCCGACACAGAGCUCCUGGACCUGCUGCCUUUCUUUGAGAGACUCAGCAAAGUGGACGACGUUUACACAGUGCUAAAGCAGCACCGGACUAGCAGCUAGUGACCCGGGGCCGGGCGAGAUGCCAGCCUGGCGGGAUUCCCCACCCCUCCUCUGGCCGGCCGCCCCACUGAUCUACCCACAAGCCCCAGCCUGCAGCUUCUCUGGGGCGCGGAGCGGAGGCGGUGGCAGGCGGCGGAGGGGCCAGGCGGGGAGCCCCGCGUGGGGCUCACACCCGCCGGGCAUGGGGGAGACGCCCGGCUGCAUCACUCGAAACCAGCCCCAAACCUGGACCUUUGUCGUCAUGUAACGGUUCUUCUCCUGUAAACUGGGGAGGGCCAGAGGGCAACAGAACCACGGCCCGGUCCCCCCUGAUUGGGCUGGGGGGUCAGAACCACGGCCCGGUCCCCCCUGAUUGGGCUGGGGGGUCAGAACCACGGCCCGGUCCCCCCUGUUUGGGCUGGGGGGUCAGAACCACGGCCCAGGCCCCCCUGAUUGGGCUGGGGGGGGCUCAGGACCGCAGCCUGGUCUUCUCUGAUUGAGCCAGAGGGUUUCAGGACCGCAGCCCGGUCCCCUCAGCUGGGCCAGGGGGUUUCACAGAACUGCGCCCCAGCCCCAUCUCGCUUGCCGUGGAGGUGGGAGAGGCAGGUGGGGUUGGUUCCAGGAACCCAGUCCAGAGGUACUUAGCCAUGGGGGACAGAGACCCCAUCACCCCCCGAGUGCAGGUGCAAAGUGCCCCCAGGAGGUGGGGGAGGGGGCAUUUUCGCCUGCUUUGCCUGGAUGGGAAUGACUCCUGUGGGCGAAGGGAAUUUGGGGGACCUGUGACCCACACGACAGCUGGGUCCCAGAUCCUGCCCCCUCCAGAAGGCCCUGGGUUCCUGUUACCCACUGGCGGGGUGCGGGCCCCAUUCCAGGGGAAUCCUGCAGGGAAGGGGGGGCAGGAGGGUCAGUGCCAAGUGCUGGGGCCUGCAGGGGAGUUGGUUGCGUGAGGGUGGGCCCUGAGCAGAGGGGGAUCGGUUCCCCCAGCAGGGCUGAGAGCGGAAGGACGUGGAGAGAGAUGGGGGGAGGAAGGUGCCCUAGAGGAGCCGGAGGGGCUCACAGAGACUGUGGGCUAGCGGAAAGGAGGCGGGGCUAGCGGAAAGGAGGCGGGGCUAGUGGAAAGGAGGCGGAGGGUCUGAGCUGAGAGGAGCUGCUGGAGUAGCCCAGGGGUCCUGGGGGGGAGGGUAGCUUGGCCCCCCAGGCUCCAGGCACAAGGGAUGGGCACUAAGGCGAGAUUUCCCGGGCAGCUGUUAACCCUUUCCCUGCUGGUUAUAUGGCGGGUGCCCCCCUGCCAAACGGUUCUUACUUCCCCAUCUCCUCUGGGCCUCACAGGGAAAUCAGAUUUGUAGGUGCCUUGGGACUGGGGCCCAUUGACCUCUUGGCUUAUGCAAAUGUUGCCUUUCCCUGCAGUGCAUUGUGGGGCUUUAACCCCUCUCCCCCGAGGAGCUGCCAUUGUGGCUGUCAGAAGCCAUCAAGGCGCCCCCGUGCUGUGGUUGGAUAGAGCAGGCAGUGAGCUGGGCCAUUGGGUUGAGCCCACCCCAGCCCUGGACAGGAUGGAGGGGGGCGGUGGGAUCGCCCCAGGGGAGUCUUGGCUGGCCAUGGCAGGCAGCAGCUCUCCUGUCUGAGGGGCUAGGCCUGCCGGCCCGUGAGCUCCCUGGUGGCCAGGGGCUACUGCAUUCCCAGCAGAUGAGGUGGGAGGCUGCAGUGACACCAGCGAAGAGCAACUCCAUGGGCCUGAUUUAGAGAGAGACCACCUGUGCCUGGAAGGAUGCCCCUCUCCCCUUAACUCUGCCCUUCCCCAGGGAGCCAGGCCUGCAGGAGUCACACCUGCGGAAACAAGCAACGUCUCUGACUGCAGCUGUGGGGGAGGGGGCUCCUUCCUCUGGGAUCAUGUCUGUCUCUUCUUUAGUGCCUUUCAGCCCUCCCUGCCACUCUCCAAACGGUUGUGGGGGGCAGAUUCCCUGGCCUUGGGGCUGGCUCAAACCUCUGCCUUCUCAGUGUUUAGAUCCCUAAAUGCCCCCAAACCAAUCCCUGCCUGCUGGGGGGUGUCCUGUAGAGAUUGUGCCUUGGGACACCGUGUCCCGCCCACCCCCCACCCCCUAACCUCUGGGGGGCCGAGGGGCUGAUAAAUUGCACUCCCAAGGAAACCUUGGAUUUGCUCACCGCUGCACUGAGGCUAGUGGUGCUAGUGUCCCCCCCCCCCCCCCCCCCCCGUAAGUGGGGCAGUGGGUUGGUUCAAUGGCUGUUCUGAUGGGGAUGGGGGUCUCCCUCCUCCCCCUGCAACCAAAUUGCUCCCAGCCCACCCAAAGCUUCAGCUCUUACUUUGGGUUCAGGGGAGCAAGGAUUUUGACUGGGGCAGAGGGAGAGACUCUUCCCCCCCGAACCAAUUGCCCCAGGGCUGCAUUCAGGUUCACUGGAGACCUGCUUUGCAUUCCCCUCCCCCAGGCUCCCCACAACACCCCCUUGUGCCCCACACCGCUAGGGGGUGCCGUCCAGAGAUAGCACCCCCUUUCUAUGGCCUUAACUGUUUUGUAUGCGAGUUGUUCUCGGCUGUGCCUUGCGGCGGUGGCCGUCCACACGACGCUGCUGCUGAUCUCUUUCGCCUUAGCUUGGGGAGUGUCCCUCAGGGAGAGGUCUCGGGGGGUGGGGGGCAAGGGCAGGGGGAGUCAUGUAUUUUAACCGGGCACAUUUAGCUCAUAUAAAUAUGUAUCAUGUGUAUAUAUAUUUUUAGGGAAAGCAACGGCGACACAAGUCACCAGAGGAUUUUUACAGCUCGUAUUUUUAACGAUGUUCCUGGGAGAUGGUUAUUUUUCUGGGCGGGGUCGUUCCUCGUGUAAAGAAGCAGGGAGGGAUUUGGGGAGGGGGGUGGGUAUUUUGUCUGCCGGAUGAUGUCUGUAUUGGAUGCACGCAACCCUUCUCCAAAUGCCUGCCUGUCCCCCCAAGCCCCAGGGGGCGCCCAGGGCCCGAGAUCCAACCGCCUCCAUCUUACAGUGCUGGGUUUUCAAGGAAAGUUUUAGCUCUUUAAAAUCUGGGCCCUUUGUGUGGUUUGGUGGUUUUCCUCCCUGCUUUUAUAACCGCCAGGUGAAAAAAACUGGGGUUUGUGUGUCAAUUUCACACCUCCAAAUUUGUCCAUUCACCAUACACAUCUAUCAAUCUAUCCCUGUACACCCCCUCUAUCUAUAUAUUCUCAUACACCCUAUCUAUCUAUCCAUCCAUCCCCAUACACCCUUUUAUCUAUCGAUCAGUCUAUCCAUCCAUCCCCAUACACCCCUUCUAUCCAUCUGUCUAUCCCCAGUCACCUCUUCUAUCUAUCCGUCCAUACACCCCUUCUAUCUAUCUAGCUAUCUAUCCCCAUACACCCCUUCUAUCCAUCCCCAUACACCCCUUCUAUCCAUCUAUCUAUCCCGAGUCACCUCUUCUAUCUAUCGAUCCAUACACCCCAUCUAUCUGUCUGUCUGUCCAUACACCCCUUCUAUUUAUCGAUCCAUACACCCCUUCUAUCUAAUCUAUCUAUCUAUCUAUCUAAAUUAGCCAAAACCUGGUAUUUCUAUCCUAGGGGAAAUUCAGAGAUUUUUGAAAUUUCGUUUCUUCCAAAAUCAGGGCAAAGAGUUGAGAUCUCAGAUGUUGUCACAAACCAAAGUGUUUGGACCAAUUUCGUUUUGACUGUAUGGGAACGUUUCAUUUCCAUAGGGUCGAAAUGUUUCUUUCAGCAUCUCAGACGCGGUUCUAAAUGGACUGUUUGGCUAAUUUCCCAUCAACAACUGGGGUGAACUCGAUAUGUCCUCUCGGUGGAGAGAGCUGAACCCACUUCAGUGGGGGGCACUACAGAGCCAUCGGCGCCUCUGCAGCACCCCCACCGGGGCAGCAUGAAUUCUGAUUCCCUUCACUGCGGGAUUCCCCCUUUAGGGCCGCGGCCUCUGCCCGGUGCCCGAGUCUGACGCUCACCAGCUUGGCCUGAGCAUCUCGAUCUGGCUUUGUCUCUGUCCCUGUGGAGCCGCUGGAGCCCAAUCCUGCUCCCUUGGCGGCCCUGGGCCUAACCGGCUGUAUUGUAAAGCCCAGCACUUCCCUGGAUCAGGAAAAAGCAAUCGUGGCCCCGUUGUGUUGAUUGCCCGGGUUGGUUUCAUGCCACUGAGGUGCCACCCUGCUACUACUGCCCCCUGCUGGGCGCCCCCUGCUUUGGCAGGGCAGGGGCAGUUUUGUUUGGUAACUGCCAGGAUGUGGGGAACGCCCCGGCACUGGCGUUUGGAGAAAGGGCUGCGGGCCUGCGGCUGCUCGUGUCUUCACUGUGUAUCUGUUGGGUAAAGAGACAACCCAUGAGCAAAUCGCAGCUAUGGGAGAGAGAGAGAAAAACCCGAUCAAAGUGCCUUUUGUGUGAUUAAACUGUAAAAUAAUCUUUAAAGGAAAAAAAAAAUACCGUGAGAACCA